Messenger RNA from Actinia tenebrosa (Australian red waratah sea anemone), 1189 nucleotides. RefSeq lists its product as uncharacterized. NCBI's taxonomy places the organism in Eukaryota, Metazoa, Cnidaria, Anthozoa, Actiniaria, Actiniidae. The record is from RefSeq and is a predicted model, not a curated record.
UCUGGUUCGACUUGAGUUUCGAAGAGAUAUCGUUAUUCUUGCUAGAGAAAAUUGGAAAGAAGGCUUUAAACUUCUAAAUAUGUCAGAUUCUUUACAUAAGGAGAGAUAUCCUUGGAGCUCUCGAGAGAUCGAGAUAUUAAUCGCUUUGUGGGAUAACGAAGAAGUUUUGUAUAAUACACGAUGUGCCGACUAUUUCAAGCGCGACAAAAGAAUCGAAGCGUUGGAUAGAAUAAGCGACACGCUCAAAAUACCAAUUCCAGAAAUUCGAAAAAAGAUGACAAAUUUACGAACAUAUUAUGGCAAAGAACUAUGGAAAGAAAAGAAGGCGCAAACGAAUGGAGAUGAGACAGAUCCAGCUAAGGGAUACACUUCAAGGUGGCUUUUUUUUAAGCCACUGAGCUUUUUGCGAGAUAACUGUAAUCCUAGACCUAAUACUAAAACUUGCUUAGAUGAACAGUGUAUUAGAGACGACAGUGGAGACCAGGUGUACGUCUUACAUAAUGGUGAAGAUGAUAGUAACGAUCGUGAUGAUUCUUGGGAUGAAUCAAAUUUACUUGCUUCUUUAACUUCAGUUGAUGAUGAAAAAGAAGAAAGAAAAGAAGAUAAAAGAAUGAAUUCUGUAUCAAGUGAGCAUAAACAGGAUAAUAGGCCAGUGUCUAAAAAGACAGAAAAGAGGAAGAAAUCUGGGGGAGAUUUAGAAAAUGUUAUUGCCAAGUUACAAAGAUCAUCAAAAACUGAAACACAAAAAGAACAGAAGAAUCAAGGAGUUUCAAUCACAGAGCUUAUGUCAGGAAACCCAGAUAUGGUAUUUGCUCAUCAUGUUGGAUUGACAUUGAUGAAUAUAACAAAUCCAAGAAUAAAAGACUUGACAAAAUUGAAAAUUCAACAGGUUCUUUAUGAGACUCAAUAUGUAAAGGAUACACCCCAAUCAGUACAAGCUUGUCCAAUCACAGGAUUGCCAGGAAGUACAUGUUAGCAUACUUGAGAAAGUGCAUUUUACAUAUAUAAUAAUUAAAUAGUAAUGAACUAUAUCAAUUAUUACUUAUUUUAUUGAUGGAUAUAGGAGGACUUAUGCACUUGUCAUCAGCUUCCACGAGGGGGGGACCCCGGGCAAAUGUGGGGACUUUGCUUUGAGACCCGGGGGGGUACUCCGCCAGAAUUUGGGUAGGGGUGUUCCGCUGGGAUUCUG